AUGCCCAUCCAAGUCCGCUACGCAACCGAAUCCCUCGCCUCAACCCUCGCCUCCAUCAACAUAGCCUCCUUCGCGGGGCAAGGCUUCAUCGAAAGCGCAUUCACCAACGUCGCCGAUGACGCGAUCUUCGAACUCAAGCGCAAGCGGUAUCUCCAGAAACUCGCCCACCCUAAGACUCAUGUCCUCGCCGCUGUAGACGAGGACUCUGGUGAAAUCGUCGGGUGCGCGCGAUGGGUUUUCCCCGGCGAAGAGGUCGGCAGCCAGCUGAGCAGCGAGGAAGCGGCGGCGGAGGCCGGGGCGGAACUGGCCUUGCCAGAGGGGACGAACCGCGGAAUCUACGAUGGGUUUUUCCAGGUGCUAAAGGAGAAGGGGGAGAAGUAUUAUCGGGAGGAUGAUAUCGUCCUCGAAUUCCUCGCAACCCGCCCAGACCAACAGGGUCGCGGCGUCGGAAAGGCCCUCCUCCGCUGGGGCAUGGACCUUGCCGACAAGCAGCAGCGGCGGAUCUACCUCGAAGCGACGACGCCGGGGUUCCCGCUGUACGCAAAGAUGGGGUGGAGGGCGCUGGAGGAGGCGGAGAUCGACUACACGCAAUGGGGAGGCGAGGGGAGGCAAGUGUUGACGCUGAUGGCGCGCGAUCCGCUCCCUUUCUCCUGA
This is a messenger RNA of Aspergillus calidoustus, 654 nucleotides long. The record is from the annotation of a GenBank genome assembly. NCBI's taxonomy places the organism in Eukaryota, Fungi, Ascomycota, Eurotiomycetes, Eurotiales, Aspergillaceae.